AUGACCGUGGAGGAAAACGAGCAGUAUGUUAAAGGCCAAGUGAACGACUUCUUUGAAGCGGAAUCCAAGAAUAAUUACUGUGGAUACUACAUUUGCGAGUUCAUCCGCCACACAACCUAUGGGCGGGGCUACUCUGACAAACAUUAUGAAAUGGAAAAAGUGAAGGGUCCGAAAGCAAUUUGGGAUGCUGCGGCUCAUUCCAUUUAUAUGGAUGUAAGUGAUUAUGCCAUAUGGAAGACAUUGCUUCAAAAAGCUUCAGGCAUCGGAAUAGAUCCUUAUACAAAGACCAUUGCUGCUACGGAUGAGUGGUGGGCAUUGGAGUUGAAGGCAUGUCUGCAGGCUACCAAGUAUCGGCAUGCUCCACUUGCGGAGGAGGACAAAAUGGAGGAGGUGUUUGAUGCUUGUUGUGUCACAAACGAGCAUGCGAGAGUGCCAAUUCCCACAUAUCAAGGUUCUACAUCUCGAAUCAAUUUGGAUGAUGAGUCUGGUUGUGAAGGUGACAAAACUGAAGUUACACCUCAUGCGAAUCGUGCAAAGGGUGGGAAGAAGAGGGCAUCUCCUUAUUCCGCAAGUCCUAAGGCGAAUGAAAAGUGGGCAAGUGAGCAGGCAAAGAAUGAGGCAUUUGUUCGUAUGGUGGACCUCUUUGAUUCAAGGAACAAGAGAGAUGAGACUCAAGUUUCAGCAAGAGAAGAGAUUCAUGAAAUGAUGGCCAUGGUAGAAGAAGAUGGUGGUGCACCUGGGAGUGAUGUCCAUUUCUAUGCUUCACAACUAUUCAAGGAUCAGACAAAUCGUGAUGUUUUCUCUGCCUUUAAGACUCACGAGCCUAGUGCGAGGCUGAUAUGGAUAAACAAAGCAUGGGAGUUCAACAAUAAGUAG
This is a messenger RNA of Triticum aestivum (bread wheat), 876 nucleotides long. RefSeq lists its product as uncharacterized. The transcript has 5 exons. The record is from RefSeq and is a predicted model, not a curated record. Bases 1 to 876 code for a protein of 291 amino acids. NCBI's taxonomy places the organism in Eukaryota, Viridiplantae, Streptophyta, Magnoliopsida, Poales, Poaceae.